CACAGCACAGAGCGGGGAACCGUCACAGGUUGCCAGUGGAAAGGGCCUCCCGCGGGUUCCCCUUCCGUUCUGCCCGGCGACUUCCGCUCCAGGCCCAGCAACAUGGACGCUUCAGCCCACCGGCCGGGUGGCCGCUGAACAGUCGCUGAAGCUCGCUGCCUUCAGCGCCGGCCGGCCCGUCUCCCCGCCCUCCCGUCCGGCGCUUGUGUCCCUGCGGCCGGCCGGCCCGGCCCUACAUGGGGGCGGGCCUCCGCAGCCCCGGCUUGGCUUCCUGUUCAGAGGCGGCCUGGCGCUAGGCGGCGGCCACUCUACCCGCGCCCGCCUCGGUGCGGUCACCGAGCCCGGGAGGAGGCUCCAGGGCCACAUCGCGGGCGGUUGUGCCAAGCCGGGCUGUGAGCCGCCAUGGCCCCAGUGCAGCUGGAAAACCACCAGCUGAUCCCUCCGGGCGGCGGCGGCAGCAGCGGCUCAGCGUCUGCCCCGGCUCCUCCGCCGCCGGGAGCUGCGGUAGCGGCGGCAGCUGCGGCCGCGGCUAGCCCUGGUUACCGGCUUAGCACACUCAUCGAAUUUCUGCUGCACCGGGCCUACUCGGAGCUCCUGGUGUUGACGGACUUAUUGCCAAGGAAAUCUGAUGUGGAAAGGAAAAUCGAAAUUGUACAGUUUGCUAGCCGGACACGUCAACUCUUCGUUCGAUUGUUAGCUUUAGUAAAAUGGGCUAAUGAUGCUGGCAAAGUAGAAAAGUGUGCGAUGAUCUCAAGCUUUUUAGAUCAGCAAGCUAUCUUGUUUGUGGACACCGCUGAUCGUCUGGCCUCCUUAGCUAGAGAUGCACUGGUCCACGCACGCCUGCCUAGUUUUGCUAUCCCGUAUGCCAUUGAUGUGCUGACUACUGGCUCUUAUCCACGACUUCCAACCUGCAUCAGAGAUAAAAUUAUUCCUCCAGACCCAAUUACCAAAAUUGAGAAACAAGCCACACUUCAUCAGCUCAAUCAGAUUCUUAGACAUAGGCUUGUCACAACAGAUCUUCCUCCACAGCUAGCAAAUCUUACAGUGGCAAAUGGCCGUGUGAAGUUCCGAGUUGAAGGAGAAUUUGAAGCAACUUUGACAGUAAUGGGUGAUGAUCCAGAAGUUCCAUGGCGCCUUCUCAAGCUUGAAAUUCUAGUUGAAGAUAAGGAAACAGGAGAUGGCCGAGCUUUGGUUCAUAGCAUGCAAAUCGACUUUAUCCAUCAGUUGGUGCAGUCUAGGCUUUUUGCUGAUGAGAAACCUCUCCAGGACAUGUACAACUGUCUACAUUGUUUCUGCUUGUCACUUCAAUUAGAAGUGCUACAUUCCCAGACUCUGAUGUUAAUCCGAGAGAGGUGGGGCGACUUGGUACAGGUGGAAAGAUAUCAUGCUGGAAAGUGCCUCUCUCUUUCAGUUUGGAAUCAACAGGUUCUAGGGAGAAAAACAGGCACAGCAUCUGUUCACAAAGUUACAAUUAAAAUCGAUGAGAAUGAUGUCUCCAAGCCUUUACAGAUUUUUCAUGAUCCUCCUUUGCCAGCUUCUGAUUCUAAAUUAGUAGAAAGAGCUAUGAAGAUUGACCACUUAUCAAUAGAAAAGCUUCUGAUUGACAGUGUACAUGCAAGAGCCCAUCAGAAGCUGCAGGAAAUGAAAGCCAUUCUUAGAAGCUUCAAUGCUAAUGAAAACUCUUCCAUAGAGACUGCACUUCCAGCUCUAAUUGUUCCCAUCUUGGAGCCCUGUGGUAAUUCAGAGUGCCUACACAUUUUUGUAGAUUUGCAUUCUGGAAUGUUCCAAUUGAUGCUUUAUGGACUUGACCAGGCCACUCUGGAGGACAUGGAAAAAUGUGUGAAUGAUGACAUGAAGCGGAUCAUCCCUUGGAUUCAGCAACUUAAGUUUUGGCUCGGACAACAGCGUUGCAAGCAAUCUAUAAAGCAUCUGCCUACAAUAACCACUGAAACAUUGCAGCUUUCCAACUAUUCAACGCAUCCCAUUGGAAACCUUUCUAAGAAUAAGCUGUUUAUUAAACUUACCCGCCUUCCACAAUACUACAUUGUUGUAGAAAUGCUUGAGGUUCCCAAUAAACCCACUCAGCUAUCAUACAAGUAUUACUUCAUGUCUGUGAGCACUGCAGAUCGUGAAGACAGCCCUGUGAUGGCACUGCUGCUACAGCAAUUCAAGGACAAUAUCCAGGACUUGAUUUCCUAUACAAAGACUCGGAAACAGACCAGAACUGGUACCAAGCACAAGUUGUCUGAUGACCCAUGUCCAGUAGAAUGCAAGAAAGCCAAACGAUCAGGAGAAAUGUGUGCCUUCAAUAAAGUUCUAGCUCAUUUUGUUGCUAUGUGCGACACUAACAUGCCAUUUGUAGGACUUCGAUUGGAGUUGUCCAACCUGGAGAUACCACAUCAGGGAGUGCAAGUAGAAGGUGAUGGCUUCAGCCAUGCAAUUCGCUUAUUAAAAAUUCCUCCCUGUAAGGGAGUAAGUGAAGAAACCCAAAAGGCCCUUGACCGCUCUCUUCUUGAUUGCACUUUCCGAUUACAAGGUAGAAAUAACCGCACAUGGGUGGCAGAAUUAGUAUUUGCAAAUUGUCCGCUUAAUGGCACUUCCACCAGGGAGCAAGGACCAUCCCGGCAUGUUUAUCUGACAUAUGAAAAUCUGUUGUCUGAACCUGUUGGUGGUAGAAAAGUAGUUGAAAUGUUUCUUAAUGAUUGGAGUAGCAUUGCCCGAUUAUAUGAGUGUGUGUUGGAAUUUGCACGUUCUCUACCAGAUAUACCUGCUCAUCUGAAUAUUUUCUCAGAAGUUCGUGUUUAUAAUUAUCGGAAACUUAUCUUGUGUUAUGGAACCACCAAAGGAAGCUCAAUUAGUAUCCAGUGGAAUUCCAUUCAUCAGAAAUUUCACAUUUCUUUGGGAACAGUUGGCCCAAACUCAGGUUGCAGUAACUGUCACAAUACCAUUCUCCAUCAACUUCAAGAAAUGUUCAACAAAACACCAAAUGUGGUUCAGUUAUUACAGGUGUUGUUUGAUACUCAGGCACCAUUAAAUGCCAUCAACAAACUCCCUACUGUGCCAAUGUUGGGCUUGACUCAGAGAACUAACACUGCCUACCAGUGUUUCUCUAUACUACCACAGUCAUCCACCCACAUCAGACUGGCCUUCAGGAACAUGUACUGCAUUGACAUAUACUGCCGUAGCCGAGGUGUUGUGGCAAUACGGGAUGGUGCCUAUAGUCUUUUUGAUAACAGCAAAUUAGUUGAAGGCUUCUAUCCUGCCCCAGGAUUAAAGACGUUCCUGAACAUGUUUGUUGACAGUAAUCAGGAUGCAAGGAGAAGAUCUGUAAAUGAAGAUGAUAACCCCCCAUCUCCUAUAGGAGGUGAUAUGAUGGACUCUUUAAUAUCACAGCUCCAGCCACCUCAGCAACAGCCAUUUCCAAAGCAGCCAGGGACUUCCGGCGCUUACCCUCUUACUUCACCCCCUGCAUCCUAUCACAACACAAUUAAUCAGUCCCCCUCUAUGAUACACACACAGUCUCCAGGAACCCUUGACCCUAGUUCUCCAUACACUAUGGUGUCACCAAGUGGACGAGCAGGAAACUGGCCUGGCUCUCCUCAAGUGUCUGGGCCCUCUCCAGCAGCCCGAUUGCCUGGAAUGUCACCAGCCAACCCAUCUCUACAUUCUCCUAUUCCAGAUGCUUCUCAUUCCCCUCGAGCUGGCACAAGUUCCCAGACAAUGCCAACCAACAUGCCUCCACCUCGCAAACUACCUCAGCGCUCCUGGGCAGCAUCCAUACCCACCAUCCUCACUCAUAGUGCCUUGAACAUCUUACUGCUACCCUCUCCAACACCAGGCCUUGUACCUGGCCUGGCAGGCAGUUACCUUUGUUCCCCACUUGAGAGAUUCCUUGGAUCUGUCAUCAUGAGACGACACCUUCAAAGAAUUAUUCAACAGGAAACGUUGCAGCUGAUUAAUUCCAACGAGCCUGGUGUAAUCAUGUUCAAGACAGAUGCCCUGAAAUGCAGAGUAGCCCUUAGUCCCAAAACCAACCAGACCCUACAGCUAAAAGUGACACCUGAAAACGCAGGGCAGUGGAAACCUGAUGAACUUCAAGUUUUGGAGAAAUUCUUCGAAACAAGAGUUGCAGGACCUCCAUUUAAAGCCAACACACUUAUAGCCUUCACUAAGCUAUUGGGAGCACCAACACACAUCCUCCGUGACUGUGUGCAUAUUAUGAAGUUGGAGCUGUUCCCAGACCAAGCAACACAGCUAAAAUGGAAUGUUCAGUUUUGCCUCACUAUCCCUCCCAGCGCACCACCAAUCGCACCUCCUGGGACACCAGCUGUGGUGCUGAAAUCUAAAAUGCUAUUUUUUCUUCAACUAACUCAGAAAACAUCAGUCCCUCCCCAAGAACCUGUUAGUAUAAUAGUUCCAAUCAUUUAUGACAUGGCUUCAGGUACCACCCAGCAGGCAGACAUUCCCAGACAGCAGAACUCUUCUGUUGCUGCGCCCAUGAUGGUCAGCAACAUUCUGAAGAGGUUUGCAGAGAUGAAUCCACCACGACAAGGUACAUGAGCGGUAGAUGGGAUUUUAUUGCAUAUAUGUUAUGAAAAUUCCUUUGAGAGAGCCCUCCUCCCCCUUCACUCCUCUUUUCCCUCCUUCCCUACUCUGCUCCCCAAUUCUAGUACUAGCGCUCUGUUGCCAUGGCCCUCUUAGUGUCUGCUUGUCGCUUUCUUUCUUUCUUACUGGUUCUUCAUUUUUGUCCAUUUCUCUGCUGCCUGGACUUCAUUUUUGUUAGCAAUUUACUAUUGGGACUGAGCCAGUUGCUAAUGCCAGAAGCUUGUAUUUAUAGCACACAUUGCCACAAAGCCCUAGGUUAGGAUGAUAGAUUUUCCGUGGCUGUGAAUUCCUGUCUUGCUAUCAGUACCUGCCACUCUGUACAUCACAAAGUUGAAAUGCAUGUUGGUUUCUCAUACUUCAUGGUUCAAUCAUGAAUAGAAUAUUAUUAAAAGUGUGUAUCUUCUAAAUGUUUUGUGAAGAAUAAAAGCUGAUACAAAUGGCA
This is a messenger RNA of Phodopus roborovskii (desert hamster), 5047 nucleotides long. RefSeq names its product mediator complex subunit 14 (gene Med14). The record is from RefSeq and is a predicted model, not a curated record. NCBI's taxonomy places the organism in Eukaryota, Metazoa, Chordata, Mammalia, Rodentia, Cricetidae. Gene Ontology annotation, cellular component: core mediator complex; mediator complex. The coding region runs from base 403 to 4560 and encodes 1385 amino acids. The transcript has 29 exons. Gene Ontology annotation, biological process: regulation of transcription by RNA polymerase II. Gene Ontology annotation, molecular function: transcription coregulator activity.